UAGAUUAUGAUAUAAUACAUGUGUUUUGUGCUAAGUGCCGCGCUUACUUACGUUUAAUUGAAGAGAAAACAAAGAGAAUGUGGAUGUUAAUUUUAUAAUUAUUGUAUAUAGUUAUAGAUAUUCGCAAUAUAAUAUUUAUAUAAAGUAUAAUAUUAUUCAUGUGAUUUGUUAAAGUAAUUUAUACUUUUUUCUGUAUAUAAAGGUUAAAUAUAAAAAAAAUAAAAUAUUUUAUAUUGAUUAUAAUAAAUUGAAAAAUUUUUAAAUAUUAUUUGAUGCUAUAUAUAAUUCCUUAUUAAAUAUAAAAAAUAAUGUCAAAUACAAUAAGUGGAAAAAAUUUGUUAAGACCUACUGGAUUGCAAUGUAAAAAUCUUCAAGAAUAUUUAAAAUCACGUCCAUCAGAAGUAUUAAAUAAAUUAUAUCAUAAUCCUCCAAUUUGUUUGGCUGUUUUUCGUGAAUUGCCAGUAAUAGCAAAACAUUAUGUUAUGAGAUUAUUAUUUGUUGAACAACCUGUUCCUCAAGCAGUCAUUGCUUCUUGGUGUUCCAAGCUUCAUUUUGAAGAACAUCAAAAAGUAGUUCUAAUACUUAAUGAACUAAAUGUGUGGAAUGAAGCAUCAAUACCAGGUGGACUUCCUGGAUGGAUUCUAAAUACAACAUUCAAGAAAAACUUAAAAAUUGUUCUUUUGGGUGGUGGAAAACCAUGGACAAUGUCAAACCAAUUAGAAACUGAUAGCAAACCUAGAGAUGUUGCAUUUUUAGAUUCAUAUGCACUAGAAAGGUGGGAAUGUGUAUUACAUUAUAUGGUUGGUUCACAGCAACAAGAAGGUAUAUCUGCUGAUGCUGUUAGAAUUCUUUUACAUGCUGGAUUAAUGAAGCGAGAUGAAGCUGAUGGAAGCCCAGUUAUUACACAAGCAGGUUUUCAAUUUUUAUUAUUGGAAACUGCAUCACAGGUGUGGUAUUUUAUUUUACAAUAUUUAGAUACAAUAGAAGCAAGAGGACUUGAUUUGGUUGAAUGUCUUACUUUUUUAUUCCAAUUAAAUUUUUCAACACUUGGUAAAGAUUAUAGUACUGAAGGAAUGUCUGAAGGUUUAUUAACAUUUUUGCAACAUUUAAGAGAAUUUGGUCUUGUUUAUCAACGGAAACGAAAAGCAGGAAGAUUUUAUCCUACAAGAUUAGCACUAAAUAUUGCAACUGGACAAAACAAACCAUUAUCUAGAGAUCCAGAGAAAGAAGGUUAUAUUGUUGUUGAAACAAAUUACAGAGUAUAUGCUUAUACAAAUUCAAAUUUACAAGUUGCUUUACUUGGUUUAUUUUGUGAAAUGUUAUACAGAUUUCCAAAUUUAGUUGUAUCAAUAUUAACAAGAGAUUCUGUACGCCAAGCCUUAAAAAGUGGAAUUACUGCUACACAAAUUGUUGGUUAUUUACAGCAACAUGCUCACAGUAAAAUGAUAGAAGCAGGUCCACCAAUUUUACCUCCUACUAUAGUAGAUCAAAUUAAACUGUGGGAAAAUGAAAGGAAUAGAUUUAUAUUUAGUGAAGGAGUUUUAUACAGUCAAUUUCUUUCUCAAACUGAUUUUGAAGUACUUAGAGAUCAUGCUCUCUCUACUGGAGUAUUAAUUUGGCAAAGUGAAAGAAAACGAACAAUGGUAGUUACAAAAGCAGGACAUGAUGAUGUAAAAAAAUUUUGGAAACGAUAUUCUAAAGGUUCCAGUUAAUAUAGUAAGAAUAACAUUAGAAAGCAAUUACAUUUGUUCAUAAAUAACAAAUUUAUAGUAAAAUUUCAUCUUGAAUUAUAA
Messenger RNA from Apis dorsata (giant honeybee), 1793 nucleotides. RefSeq names its product general transcription factor IIH subunit 4 (gene mrn). Gene Ontology annotation, molecular function: ATPase activator activity; double-stranded DNA binding. NCBI's taxonomy places the organism in Eukaryota, Metazoa, Arthropoda, Insecta, Hymenoptera, Apidae. Gene Ontology annotation, biological process: nucleotide-excision repair. The record is from RefSeq and is a predicted model, not a curated record. The transcript has 7 exons. Bases 309 to 1712 code for a protein of 467 amino acids. Gene Ontology annotation, cellular component: transcription factor TFIIH core complex; transcription factor TFIIH holo complex.